AUGGUGCGCAUGCAUGGUAAUGGUCAUGGCAAGGCUGCAUCGGCCUUGCCGUACCGCCGGACACCACCGACGUGGUUGAAAUCCUCCAGCCGGGAUGUUAUCGAUGCCGUUUGCAAGUUGGCAAAAAAGGGGCUUUCACCAAGUCGUAUUGGCAUGCAACUUCGUGACUCGAUGGGUAUCGCGCAAGUGAAAAAUGUGACGGGCCGCAAAAUUUUACGCAUUUUAAAGCACAAGGGCAUGGCGCCUGAGAUCCCUGAGGAUUUGUACUGCUUAAUUAAGCGGGCAACUCAAAUGCGUAAGCACCUUGAGCGCAACACGAAAGAUAAGGAUACGAAGUUCCGUCUUAUUUUGGUUGAGUCCCGCAUUCACCGCCUUGCACGGUAUUACAGACGCGUGAAGCAACUUCCACCCACGUGGAAAUAUGAGUCCAGCACGGCUUCAGCCAUGGUUGCAUAA
Messenger RNA from Trypanosoma brucei brucei TREU927, 456 nucleotides. Its product is annotated as 40S ribosomal protein S13, putative. The coding region runs from base 1 to 456 and encodes 151 amino acids. NCBI's taxonomy places the organism in Eukaryota, Euglenozoa, Kinetoplastea, Trypanosomatida, Trypanosomatidae. Gene Ontology annotation, molecular function: small ribosomal subunit rRNA binding; structural constituent of ribosome. The transcript has a single exon. Gene Ontology annotation, biological process: translation. The record is from RefSeq and is a predicted model, not a curated record. Gene Ontology annotation, cellular component: nucleolus; cytosolic small ribosomal subunit; ribosome.